Molecule: messenger RNA, 864 nt
Organism: Thelazia callipaeda (thelaziosis nematode)
Lineage: Eukaryota; Metazoa; Nematoda; Chromadorea; Rhabditida; Thelaziidae
Source: the annotation of a GenBank genome assembly
AUGUUAGCAAGUUCCUUAGUGGCGUGCUCUCCAAUAUUUCGUAUCUUUACACUUUGCUUCAGAAAGCAAAAACAACACACUUUAUCAGUGACGAUUUUGGAAUGCAAAGAGUUGCCAGCUAUGGAUCGGAAUGGAAUGUCAGAUCCAUACGUAAAGUUAUAUUUAUUGCCCGAAGGAAAACAAAAGUUCGAGACAAAAAUUAAGAGAAAAGAUCUGAAUCCAAUUUUCAACGAGACUUUUGCUUUCAAUGUUAGUAUUACAUAUACAGAACUUCAGUGCAAAACCCUCCAAUUGAUAGUUUAUGAUUUUGAUCGACUGAGAAAAGAUGAUCGCAUCGGACAAUUAUCGAUUCCACUAGAAAAAGUCGAUUUCGGUGUUACAGUAGAACAGUGGUCUCGAUUGAAUCCUCCUGAAGAAGAAGAUUCACGACUAGGCGAUGUUUGCUUCUCGUUACGAUAUCGACCAGCCACAGCGAUUAUGACAGUUACUAUAAUGGAGGCUAGGAAUCUAAAGAAAAUGGAUGUAACCGGUUCUUCAGAUCCAUUUGUUAAAUUGCAUUUGUUCAAUGGCCGAAAAUUGUUGUCAAAAAAGAAGACUACUCGAAAGUACAAAACGUUGAAUCCAUAUUACAAUGAAAGUUUUCAGUUCAAAGUGGAACAUGGACUCCUAGAAAAAGUACAUUUAGUUAUCAGUGUUUGGGACUAUGACAUAAUGAGUAAGAACGAUUUUAUCGGUGAAGUAAGACUUGCGUCCGCAACACUGAACAAUUCUUCCGUUGGAAUUGCUGGACAGCAACAAUGGCUAGAAAUGAUGAGCACAAAUAGGCCCGCUGUUCACUGGCAUACAUUGCAACCAAAAUUAUAA